Molecule: messenger RNA, 929 nt
Organism: Thlaspi arvense
Lineage: Eukaryota; Viridiplantae; Streptophyta; Magnoliopsida; Brassicales; Brassicaceae
Source: the annotation of a GenBank genome assembly
AAAUGUUCCCCAAAACGUCUAACAAAAACAGCAGAUUGCAAAUGAAAAGGCUAAGAAGAAGAUAAGAUUUUGUGCCUCUCCAAGUUUCCCAAAUGUCAUCCAGUAGUACCACACAUGCCACAUAUAUUUCCAACUAAAUAUAUAUGAAAAAAUAUUAUAUACCAUAUAAAACAGUGAAUGAAUUAAAAAAAAAAAAAACGUAUUGUUGUUGGAAAUGGCAGCCAAAAUCCACAUUUGUUCUCAUAUCUCUUCCUCCUUUAGCCACAAAGCCAACGAUUCCCCAUCUUCAUCAUCUUCCUCAUACUCAUCGUUGCUUGCCUUGCCUAAUUUCAUCUGUCCACCAUCUUCCUCAGGGUUUACACAAUUCAAGCUUCAUGCCAAAUUAGGUGGAGGAGAUGGAGAAGUGAAGCCUAAAGAAAAGAAGAAGUUCAUAACCAAAGAGGAAGAACCAGAACAAUAUUGGCAAAGCGCUGGAGAAAGAGAAGGGGAGAAUCCGAUGAAAACGCCUCUCCCUUACAUUAUCAUCUUCGGUAUGUCAACUCCAUUCGUCAUCUUAGCCAUUGCUUUCGCAAAUGGCUGGAUCAAAAUUCCCAUUCGCUGAGCCUAUAAAUCUUUUUUUGUUUGUUUUGGCCUCUUCUUCUUCCCUUGUUUAAGAGUCUCAGUACGUACAUGAAAUGAGACUUAAACAACAUAUUGUUCCGCUGUCAAAGAAAGUAAAAAAACAGUAUACUUAUAUAUUAUAUGGUGCUCUGCUGCAUCUUUCACAGGGACCGUUACAACUAGUACUAGGUGAGUAUAUCAGAAAACGUUGUUUGUUUCUUUUCUUAUAAUUUAUCGUCAAUUUAUGUAUGCUACAUGAUAGAAGUAUGACCGGUCCUUAUAUAUUAUAAGUUGUUUAUAAAACAAAGGGGUGCUCUUUAGAUUUGUUG